AACUCAAGCACGAUGGUCCCAAAGAUGGGCAGCAAAACAAAGAGACAGAGGAAAAAAUCUUCAGAACUACAAUCCUCUGUCUUCCAUUUUUCAGCCAUUGCAAUCUUCAAAGCAUAAGAGAUUGACGCCAACAUCUUCUGCACCCAGUCCCUUUAUUCCUCCGUCGAAGGAGUUAGAAUCCCUGUUUCUUGAUCAAUUUGGUGGAAGGAAACGAUGAGUCUCUUCGGCCUUGGAAGCAACAAGAACCAGAGGACAUUUCGGCCGAAGAAAAAUGCACCAUCUAGUAAUAAGGGUGUACAGCUGAAAAAGCAUAUUGAUGCAACCUUAGGAAGUGGUAAUUUGAGAGAUGCAGUUCGACUGCCUCCGGGGGAGGAACUCAACGAAUGGCUAGCUGUUAACACUGUUGACUUCUUCAAUCAGGUCAACAUCUUAUAUGGCACUCUAAUAGAGUUCUGUACACCUGCUACAUGUCCUACUAUGACAGCCGGAUCCAAAUUUGAGUACAGAUGGGCUGAUGGAGUGCAGAUAAAGAAACCAAUCGAAGUUUCGGCACCAAAGUAUGUGGAGUAUUUGAUGGACUGGAUUGAGGUCCAACUCGACGAUGAGUCACUUUUCCCCCAGAAACUUGGAACCCCUUUCCCACCAAAUUUUCGGGAAGUUGUGAAGACAAUAUUUAAGCGACUUUUCCGUGUUUAUGCUCAUAUUUAUCACACACAUUUUCAAAAGAUUGUGAGCCUCAAAGAAGAAGCCCAUCUUAACACCUGCUUCAAGCAUUUUACAUUGUUCACAUGGGAGUUCAAAUUGAUCGACAAGGCUGAGCUCGCGCCACUUAUUGAUCUAAUUGAAUCCAUCGUGACAGUUAGCUAAACUGAUAUCAAGGAGAAUGAUACCACUCUAGCAAAUAAGGUGUAUUUUGAAUGUAUGUUCCAUGUCUUCUCCAUAAAAUUGAGAGAUGCAACUAUGUUUUUGUAUCAAGAAUAAACUGCUUGGGGCCUAGAUGAGGCUAUUGUUGGUUA
This is a messenger RNA of Lolium perenne, 1016 nucleotides long. Its product is annotated as MOB kinase activator-like 1A. Lineage: Eukaryota; Viridiplantae; Streptophyta; Magnoliopsida; Poales; Poaceae. The record is from RefSeq and is a predicted model, not a curated record.